UGGUGACUACUGAUUACGUCAGCAUCCUGGGAUAUAUAGAGGGACUCCGUCAGUCUGUCAGACACACUGGGGUUAUUUUCUCUCUGAGACAGAAAACAGCCAACAGUCAAGAUGAAACUGUCCAUUGCCAUUGCCGUGUUGAUGCUUGUGUUCGCUGCACACACAGAGGCUCAGGAGGCUGAGAAGACCAUUGAGGAGCAUUUCGCCACCUUCGGCAAUCAGAUGAAGGACCUAAGUGAGGACCUGACCGUCAAGACGAAGGACAUAGUUGAAAAGAUUGGGGACAGCGAGUUCAUCACCAAAACCAGGACCUGGUUCACUGAGCAGUUUGACAAGAUGAAGGCCAAGAUCGAUGAGACCUUCCCCAAGCAGUAGUAAGCCUGUACACCUCUGACCAUGCCUGUCUAAGAGCUCCCCCUCCCCCCACCACUACGCUUCUUUCUCUGUCUUGUCUGGUGACGCGGUUGCUGUGACGCUGACACUUGCGUUGUGCCGACAGACACCAAUGUUAUAUUCGACCUCUGUGAAGAGACCGACGUCAUUUCUGUGUAAUUAUUAUGGCCUGCUUUAAUAACCUGGAACACAAUGAGCUGAACAAUAAAGAUACCUUUGUGAUAAAACUA
This is a messenger RNA of Oncorhynchus nerka (sockeye salmon), 623 nucleotides long. Its product is annotated as apolipoprotein C-I-like. Gene Ontology annotation, cellular component: high-density lipoprotein particle; extracellular region; very-low-density lipoprotein particle. Gene Ontology annotation, biological process: triglyceride metabolic process; negative regulation of cholesterol transport; lipoprotein metabolic process. The record is from RefSeq and is a predicted model, not a curated record. NCBI's taxonomy places the organism in Eukaryota, Metazoa, Chordata, Actinopteri, Salmoniformes, Salmonidae. The transcript is spliced from 4 exons. Bases 112 to 375 code for a protein of 87 amino acids. Gene Ontology annotation, molecular function: fatty acid binding; phospholipase inhibitor activity.